Messenger RNA from Solenopsis invicta (red fire ant), 4540 nucleotides. RefSeq lists its product as uncharacterized. The record is from RefSeq and is a predicted model, not a curated record. NCBI's taxonomy places the organism in Eukaryota, Metazoa, Arthropoda, Insecta, Hymenoptera, Formicidae.
UCGACAUCAUUCUCCUCUACUCGUGGAGGUAGUUGUUGAUCUAGUUUGAGACAUCGAAGGCUGAAGCGAACGCGAUGCUGAGGGAGCUGCUGCUGCUAGCGCUAACGGCGCUAUGCAUGUCGGAAGGAUUCCAUCUCACCGGCAAGACGGCCGACAUGGACUUUCUUCACAAGCAGAAGAAAAUUUACGAAUUGAUGUUCUUCGUCAAGCAAAACACUCUCACCGAUACCGAAUUCUACGAGAUUGGCCGCAAUUACGAUAUCGAGAGUAACAUCGACAUGUACAAGGACAAGCUGAUCGUCCAAGAGUUCUUGUACUUGUACAAACACGGUAUGCUCAGCCGUAAUGCCAUAUACUCGCCGUAUUACGAGGAACACCGUGAAGAGAUGAAGCUCCUCUUCCAGCUCUUCUAUUACGCCAAGGACUUCCAGACCUUUUACAAAACCGCCGCUUGGGCGCGUCUUUAUAUCAACGAUGGAGUCUUCACGUCCGCCUUCACCAUCGCUGUCUUUUACCGUCCCGACUGCAAGUACAUGAGACUACCGGCGCCUUACGAGAUCUAUCCCAAUUUAUACUUUGACAGCAACGUCAUCCAACAGGCCCACGACAUCAAGAUGACUCGUGGACUCGCCAGUGCCAACGUAGACAACGUUGACAGCUACAUGAUUUAUGCCAAUUACUCCGGACACUUCGUCGAGCCCUAUUUCGACGACGAAUACAAAUUGGACUACUUCAUAGAAGACUAUGCCUUGAACAGCUUCUACUACUACUUCCGCCAAGUCAUGCCGUUCUGGUUCGACUUUAAGGAUUUCGACAUCCCGAAGGACUUCCGUGGUUACUAUUACUACUUCUAUCACAAGCAACUGUUGAGCCGCUACUACUUGGAACGUUUCUCCAACGAUCUGGGCGACAUCGAGGACUUUGAUUGGCACAAAUCUUUCUACCCCGGAUACUAUUCGACCUUGAUGUACCACAACGGAGUUUUUAUGCCCCAACGUUCUCGCUACAUGAAUGUGCCGUUUUACAAAUACAAGUAUUUGAAGGAGAUCGAGGCUCUGGAAUACCGCAUCAUGAAUGCCAUCGAUCUUGGUUACGUCUACGACAAGAACGGCAAGCAGAUCAACAUUUAUACUCCCGAAGGUUUGAGCAUCCUCGCAAAUCUGAUCGAAGGCAACGUGGAUUCGUGCAAUCGUCACUUCUAUGGAAUGUACGACGCUCUCGCUCGAGAUAUUCUCGGUUUCAACUUUGAUUACAAGGACAAGAACAAGGUGAUCCCCAGCUCUCUUCAAUGCUACAGCACCAGCGUGAGAGAUCCUGGAUUCUACCGUCUGUACAAGAGGAUCAUGACGUACUUCUUCAGGUACAAGAAAUACUUGCCGUAUUACACUCAGAAUGAAUUGAUCUUCCCCGGCAUCAAGUUCGAAUCCGUCAACAUCGACAACAAGCUAACGACCUACUUCGACACUUGUGACACGUUCAUCAACAACGCCCUUUCCGUAGAGAGCUUCAAGGAGGGACUAAAGCUACGCGUCAAGGCUCGUCGUUAUUGCCUCAACUACAAGGUUCACCUACCGUUCACCUACCGCUUCAACGUCAACAGCGACAAAGAGACCAAAGCUGUGCUCAAGAUCUUCCUCGGACCUGCCUUCGGCAACGUUCGCAAUGAGAAGGACAUGUCUUACCUUCGUGAAUACUACAAAUACUUCUUCGAGAUGGACAAGUUUGUCGUAACGCUGAGACAAGGUGCCAACACGAUCGAACGCCGUAGCUCCGAUUCCGUCUACACCAUGCCCGACAUGCUAUCCAGCGACGUGUUCUACAAGAAAUUGGAGAAGGCCGUAGGUGGCAGCGAACCGUUCACCUAUUACGAGAAACUCUUUGGUUUCCCUGAGCGUUUGACUUUGCCUAAAGGUAAACCCGAGGGUAUGCGAUUCAAGAUGUUCUUCUACCUGAGUCCAUUCGACGAGACCAAGAUCUCGACCGUGGAAUUGCCCAUCUUUGGCAAGUAUACCAUGGAUGGAAAACCAUUUGGUUUCCCGCUCGACAGACCGAUGUACCCAUGGAAGUUCUACACACCAAACAUGUACUUUAAGGAUGUUUACAUCUAUCACAACGUAGAUCACGAAAAAUCCAUCUAUCGCAACAUGGAGUAUGAAAAAUCGAUCCACAUUCUUCGCGAAACAAGCACGAGGAUGAAAGAGAUUGCGUUGCUUUUGGCUGUGGCGUGCUGCCUGGCUCAUGCUGCGAAGGUGCCCACCCACACUGCCGACAAGGCAUAUCUGAUCAAGCAGAAGAACAUUUACGAGCUCUUCUGGCACGUCGAUCAGCCAACUGUCUACCACCCGGAACUCUACCAAAAAGCGCGAUCCUUUAACCUCGAAGAUAACAUUGCUUCUUUCACAGAUCAGGCGGCGGUAAACGAGUUUUUGCAGAGAUGGAAACAUGGAAUGCUUCCACGAGGAGAAAUAUUUACCGCCAUGCAUCAUCAACAUUACGAAGAAGCGGUUUGUUUCUUCCGCGUUCUAUAUUCUGCCAAGGAUUUUGAUACUUUUUACAAUUUUGCCGUAUGGGCACGCUUUCACGUGAACGAACAUAUGUACGCAUACGCAUUGGCUGUCGCCGUGAUGCAUCGUCCGGAUACCAAAAACAUCCGUUUGCCCCCGCUUUACGAGGUAGUCCCGCAUUACUUCUUCAACGAGAAAGUUUUGCAUAAAGCUUAUCGUAUCGCGAUGGGAGAUUCGCAAACAGGUAUGAAGAAAACGGUUGGUGGUGUAGACUAUUAUUACAUUCCUUCCAAUUACUCCGGUUGGCACGUGGUAGGGGACGAAGUGUCGGAACAGCACGAUUUGAGCUACUUCACUGAAGAUAUCGGUUUAAAUACAUACUACUUUAUAUCGAGUCACGACUUCCCAGUUUGGAUGAACAGCAUUCAAUAUAAUAGACCUCAACACAUUCGCGGCGAAUUGUAUAUGUUCAUUCACAAACAAUUGCUCAAUCGCUACUAUUUGGAAAGAUUAUCCAACGAUUUGGGCGAGAUCACGUACGUCAAUGUGGACGAGCCUAUCGUUCCUGGCUACUAUCCAAUGAUGCAUCAUCACAAUGGAUUAUCGUUCCCGGAGCGUCCCGUUGAUUUCCAAGUUCCUUCUCACGCGCACGAAUAUGUCCAGGCCAUACAAGAUGCCCAUGCUCGCAUCUCCGCUGCCAUCGAUAAAGGCUACGUCGUUGACGCACACGGCAAACAUAUCAACAUUUACAACGCCGUAGAUGGUUUCAAUUAUCUUGGCAACGUGAUUCAAGGCAAUGCCGAUUCCGUCAAUCCCACGUACUAUGAACGUUUACCUUAUUUAUACAGAAAAGUCCUCGGCAUGAGCUCGGUUCACGUCACCAAACAUCACACGACGGUACCUUCCGCUCUCAACUACUUCUCCACCAGUCUGAGGGAUCCAGCCUUCUAUGGAAUGUACAAGACUAUCUCCACUCAUUGGAACAAAUAUAAGCAACACUUGCCGAGCUACACGCACGAGGAACUCGUUUUCCCGGGUGUUACGGUCGAAUCUGUCACCGUCGACAAACUCUUAACCUUCUUCGACCACUUUGAUUCGUUGAUCAGCAACGCCGUAUCGGUGCACAGUCACAAGGAGGCUCAAUCCAUGUUGAUCAAGGCGCGUCAAUAUCGUCUCAACCAUAAGCCUUUUACCUAUCACAUUACCGUCAACAGCAACAGGAACGUCAAAGCGGUCGUUCGCGUCUUCCUUGGACCUAAGUACGACGUUUAUGGCCACGAAUUGGAUAUAAGCGAGAAUUACAUCAACUUUAUGGAGAUGGAUCAAUGGCACGUUGACCUGAAAUCUGGAACCAACAAGAUUGAGCGCCAUAGCUACGAGUCCACCUACGUUGUUCCGGACGAGGUGCCAAGCGAGGUGUUGUACAAGAAGAUUGUGAAAGCCGUCGAGGGUGGCGAGACUUUCACUUAUCCGGAGCAGCCUUACGGUUACCCCGAUCGUUUGAUGCUUCCCAAGGGCAAGAAGGAAGGCAUGCCGUUUAAACUAUUCGUAUCCGUGUCGCACUUUGACGAGACGAAAGGCAUCGAGAUGGAUUCUCCCGUCUGGGGUCCAAUCGUGCUGGAUCCUCGACCGUUCGGUUAUCCACUCGACAGACCGGUUCACGCCUUCAACUUUACGAUACCCAACUUCUACAUGAAGGAUGUUAUGAUUUACCACAAGCAUGCGGAAGAAUUGAAUCUCACCGCGUAAACCGCUCGUUGCAUUUUCCAUUGCACCGCUCUCCUCCUACGACUCCGUCGUAGAUGACACGCUUUUUGCGCUAUUAUCUACUUGUAUAAUUAUUUAACACGGUGCGAUUGCCGAAAUAAUCAGUGUCUCGAGAGAGAUUGAGCCAACCAGACAAAGAGACGUACAAAUAAGAGAAGUAGCGUACGCGUGCAGUAACCUUUUCCACCGAUUGUUUUAUAAUUGUAUAACCAUCCAGUGCAAUAAAUUGUUCCAAAGAUGAAUUUAAUAAAAACAUCCUUAAUCAUUUA